AUGGCUUUACUUGGUUGUGGCGUUUGUGCUUCUAAUGCUCAAAUCCCUCUUUUUAGUCACAUCUUUACUAAAUUCUCUUCCUCUGACUCUUCUCUUUCUUCUUUAUCUGCUUUUACUACAGACUGUUCUCUUCUUAGUACUUCUCUCCGUCAUCUUUCAAAUGACUCUUUAUUACUUAUUGAUGAAUUUGGUAAAGGAACACAUCCUUCUGAUGGUUUGGCUUUAUUUAUUGCUACACUUCGCUAUCUUCAAUCUUUAGGCUCUAACGCUCCAAAAACAAUCAUUUCCACUCAUUUCAUUUCCUUUUUUCAUUACAUUGACUUGAAUAAAUGUGUUCCUCUUAAAAUGGACGUUCUUCUUAAUCAAUCUAAUAACUCUAUCACUUUUUUAUAUCAUCUUGUUAAUGGAAUAUCAGACUCUUCUUAUGGCAUCCAUUGUGCUCGACUCGCUCAUCUCCCCUCUUCUCUAAUCUCCCGUGCUUCUCAAAUCGCUACCUCUUUAUCCACUUCCUCUCCUAUUCUCCCUUUAUCUUCUCAUCUCAACUUAGAAUUUUAUUACAACUCCCUUCUUUCUAAUUUCUCUAAUUUUGACGUCGACAAUGGUGAUCUUUCUCUUUUAUUAAAUUCUAUCUCUCUCAUCUCUUCUCAUCUCUCUUCUUUAAAACUUAAACCUCUUUAA
Molecule: messenger RNA, 678 nt
Organism: Entamoeba histolytica HM-1:IMSS
Lineage: Eukaryota; Evosea; Mastigamoebida; Endamoebidae
Product: DNA mismatch repair protein mutS, putative
Exons: 1
Coding region: 1-678 (225 amino acids)
Biological process (GO): chiasma assembly; mismatch repair
Cellular component (GO): nucleus
Molecular function (GO): ATP-dependent DNA damage sensor activity; ATP binding; mismatched DNA binding
Source: RefSeq, a predicted model, not a curated record